Messenger RNA from Andrographis paniculata, 615 nucleotides. RefSeq lists its product as uncharacterized. The transcript is spliced from 2 exons. Bases 1 to 615 code for a protein of 204 amino acids. The record is from RefSeq and is a predicted model, not a curated record. NCBI's taxonomy places the organism in Eukaryota, Viridiplantae, Streptophyta, Magnoliopsida, Lamiales, Acanthaceae.
AUGGCAGAAAGCAAGAGGGUGUGUAUGAAGCUGUUAAUCGACAAGGAAACGAAGAGGGUUCUGUUAGGGGAGGCCGGGAAGGACUGUGUCGACUUCCUCGUCUACCUUCUGUCGUUGCCGGUGGCCACCAUUGUAGGUCUGCUCAGAAAUGGAGGAAGAGGAAUGGUGGGAUCUCUGGGGAAGCUUUACGACAGCAUAGAGAAUCUGAAUGAUUCUUAUCUGCAGAGUGGCAAGAGCAAGAACUCCAUUCUCAGCCCCCCUUUGCCGUGCUGGGAUUCUCGUGCCCCCUUGCUGCUCACUAACAGUGACGAUGACGUCACCGGGGUCAAUAUUAAUAAUAAUAGGAAUAGAAAUAAUCAUAAUCAGCAGGGGAAUGAUGGCGGGGGGUUUGUGAAGGGAGUGGUGACGUACACAGUGACGGAUGAUUUGGAGAUUAAGCCCAUGUCGUCUAUCUCCUGCAUCACUUCUCUCAACCAGUUUAAGAUCAAAGAUCUCAGUUUGUUGGAGGAAAGGGUCGUCGCUUUGGGCAUGAACGAGGGACUUGGCCUGCUCAAGGCUUCUUUUCAAUCCAAACAGGUUCUCACUGAUGUCUUUGUCAAGGGGAUCCAUGAAUGA